Molecule: messenger RNA, 4235 nt
Organism: Dendronephthya gigantea
Lineage: Eukaryota; Metazoa; Cnidaria; Anthozoa; Malacalcyonacea; Nephtheidae
Product: DNA (cytosine-5)-methyltransferase 1-like
Exons: 41
Coding region: 143-4090 (1315 amino acids)
Cellular component (GO): nucleus
Molecular function (GO): zinc ion binding; DNA (cytosine-5-)-methyltransferase activity; DNA binding
Source: RefSeq, a predicted model, not a curated record
ACUGCGGCAUACGCGCAGUGCAAAUAAUUCAAUCGGCAAGUUAUCUCCGCCUGAGCGCAUGCAGUCAAGUUUUGAAGCCCAGAUAAGUGACUGUUAACAACAUUUGUUGUUUAUCCUUUCGCUGUAUGUAAACGUGUGGUGUAUGUAUAAAAAGACUGUGGCUGUGGCCUGUGGAACUCCUCCAAGACCAAUCAUGAUGCAGCCAGAUCUCCGGAUUGUUCUAGAAAGAGUAAAGAGAAAAAAUAUUAAUGUGAAUGAAAUAUCUCACAAUACGCCGAAGGCCAAGAAACCAUGUCUAACUGCAGGAAAAAUUCAAAAUUUGGAGGCAAAGUUAACAAUUAAUUUGGUGACGAAACUAAAAAAGAAGUAUAUGAAAAGAAUUGCUGAAAAACGAAAGAGAAGUUGUCGCGGUGUUCAAAAGCCGAAUAAAUCGUUGUGGGACGCCAAAGUCAAGAUAUGCCCGCUGAACGUUCAUGAGAUAAUGAAUCUUGGUAACGUCAGAAACGACCAGCAGAGUCAAAGGAAAUGUUUCGAUGAUGAUGCGGUUGAAGAAUGUACUAUGUUGGCUGAUCCGAAACUGUCUCUGUUUACUGAUGAGGAGGAAAUGUGUGGAAGUUAUGAGGUUGACACACCACAGCACAGGAUAACACAAUUCAGUGUGUAUGACAAGAGAAACCAUCUUUGUCCUUUUGAUACUGGUUUAAUCGAGAAAAGCAAGAAGUUAUUUUUAUCAGGAUAUGUAAAACCAAUCUAUGAUGAUAACUGUGAUGCCAAUGGUGGAAUACCUACAAAAGAUAUUGGUCCUAUAGAGGAGUGGUGGAUAACAGGGUUCGAUGGGGGUAAUGAUGUGAUCAUCGGUUUAUCCACUGAAUUAGCAGAAUACGUGUUAAUGGCGCCAUCUGAAGAAUACAGUUUUAUUAUGGACGCCACGAUGGAAAAGGCAUACAUUAGCAAGAUUGUUAUUGAAUUUAUCCUUGAGAAUCCUGAAACAAGCUACGAAAAUCUACUCAACACGAUUCAGACAUCUGUACUCCCAAAUAGAAAUACCACUAUAACAGAACAUAUGCUCUUUAAGAACGCCCAGUUUCUUGUUGAACAGGUUGAGAAUUUUGACUCGUUUGGGAAUGAUUACGACCUGCCUCUUUUAACAACGCCGUGUAUGAAAGAUCUGAUUAAGUUAUCUGGUGUUACCCUAGAAAAAAGCAUAAAAGGCGUCGGUAGAGAGACAACAAAGCGAAAAAAGGAGAAAGAAACAACAAAAGCAACGACAACACCAUUGGUUCGUCACGUUUUCGACAUAUUUUUUCGAAAGGAGAUCGAAGAAAAAUCGGAUUCCCCUGUUAAACGUCGAGGAAGAUGUAACGUCUGCAGGACUUGUCAGAAACCUGACUGUGGAAAAUGCAAGGAAUGCAGAAAUAUGAAGAAAUUUGGUGGAACAGGACUAGAAGUUCAACAAGGUUGUAUAAACCGAAGGUGUGAAAAUAUCGCCACCGAAGAAACGAACGAUUGUGCCGAUAAAGCUAAUCAAGAUGUUGAAGUACUUUCGAAAAACGUGAAGUGGAUUGGCGAUCCGAUCAGAAGCAUUGGCGAAAAGAAAUUUUAUCCCAGUGCUAAAGUCGAAAACGAACUGGUAAAAAUAGGCGAAUUUGUCAAAUUAUGUCCAAACGAACCUUCUGUGCCGCUGUAUAUUUGCAAGAUCAUUGAAAUGUGGGAGGAUCGAGAAGGAGAGAAAAUGUUUCAUGGACGUUGGAUGAGCCGGACUACCGAUACCGUGCUUGGAAACACUGGCGACCCCAGGGAGUUAUUUUUAGUCGAUCAAUGCGAGGACAACCCAUUAGGAUCAAUCAUGGCUAAGUGUACUGUUAUUUAUAAGCCCCAAGGUGAAGAACAGAUCGACUAUACACGGCACGAGGACGAUGGAGAUAUUUUCUUUUAUCAAAUGUGGUACGAUGAAAGACAAGCAAGAUUUGAACAGCACUUGGAAGACUACCACAAGAGAAGUGAAGAGGAAGUGGGUUGUAUCAGUUGUUUGAGACAAAACCGAAAUCGCGAGCUGGAGGCCUUACGAAUUGAAGAAACUACAUCGUGCAGUUCGUUCCAUGUUCGUGGCGAAUUUUACGAAAUCGGGGAUAAUAUUUACCUUUCUCCGGAAGCUUUCGACUUCAAACUCGAGCCCGCCAAAUGUAGCAAAAUUGACAAAAAUGCCCAAGAUAAGAAUGUCGAUGAUGACAAGAUGUACCCGGAGUAUUAUCGCAAGCAUUCAAGACGUAAUCCUGAUGCUCCUGAACCUUUCAGAAUUGCUGAAAUUCUCGCCAUAUUAGCAGAAACAAAUGUAGCUGCUACAAAGCUAAAAGUUCGCAAGUUUUACAGACCAGAAAACACUCAUAUGGGCGUCGAAUUUGCUCGCCAAAAGGAAAAUAAUCUACUUUACUGGAGUUCGGAAGAAGCAAUUGUUGACAUCAAUUAUUUGAUGGGAAAAUGCACAGUUUCGUACCAGGCUGAUCAGGACAACGAUGAAUGUAAAUAUCUAUAUACCUCACAAGAACCGGACAGAUUCUAUUUUACAGAGGCCUAUGAUUCUGAAAAACGGGAAUUUCAAGAUAUACCUAUUAAAGCAAGAAAAAUGUCUGACACAAGGAAGAUGUCAGUGGAAAUAAUCAAGUCAAUAUCUGCCUUUUUGAUCCAGGAUAAAGUUCAAGAAAAAUCUCAAAAGGAAUUAAAAACAUUUGACAUUUUCUCGGGAUGCGGAGGUUUAUCCGAAGGGCUUUAUCAAGCUGGCGUUGCUGACCCAUGCUGGGGGGUUGAAAAAGAUGAACAUGCAGCUUUGUCGUAUCAAAAAAAUAACCAGGGUGCCACGGUAUUCGUUGAAGAUGCAAACCAACUAUUAACACUUAUUAUGGAGGGUGUUUCAGAGAACUCACAAGGUCAACAGCUACCAAAGAAAGGAGAUGUCGAAUUACUUUGUGGUGGUCCGCCAUGUCAAGGUUUUAGUGGAAUGAAUCGCUUCAGUGACAGAGAGAAAUCAUCUCUAAAGAAUUCUCUUGUGGCUACUUACCUCAGUUACUGCGACUAUUAUCGUCCGAGAUUCUUCAUUCUGGAGAACGUUCGCACCUUCUUCUCCUUCAAGAAAAGCAUGAUGUUAAAACUUACCUUGAGGUGCCUCCUGAUGAUGGGUUAUCAGUGUACGUUUGGUAUUCUUCAAGCAGGAAGUUAUGGCGUUCCUCAAGCGCGACGUCGAGCAAUCAUAUUAGCGGCUGCCUCAGGAGAAAAGCUGCCUGUGUUUCCAGAACCCACACAUUGCUUUUCCUCAAUGGCCCGUCCUCUCUCUGUAUCUGUCGAUGGUAAAAAGUAUGCUUCAAAUUUUAAAAGUGUCAACUCAGCUCCUCACAGAACCGUAACCGUGCGAGAAGCCAUCUCUGACCUGCCUGCCAUAAAGAAUGGAGCGAAAGCUGACAAGAUAUCAUAUGGUGGGGAACCAAAGACAGAUUUUCAGCGAAAGAUCCGAGGGGUUAACAAGGAAGCGGUUCUUCGCGAUCACGUGUGCAAACAGAUGAAACCAUUGGUUGUAGCCAGAAUUCAACACAUCCCAAAACAGCCUGGAUCGGAUUGGAGAGAUUUACCAAAUAUAACUGUUCAACUGCCUGAUGGAAAUUCUACUGAGAUACUGCGUUACACUCAUCUCGAUAAGAAGAAUGGAAAUGGAUCAUCCGGUCAAAUUCGUGGUGUUUGUAGUUGUGCUGAGGGCGCAGGUUGCAAUCCAACGGACAAACAAUCCAAUACUCUGAUUCCGUGGAGAUUACCACACACUGGCAAUGAAAACAACCAUUGGUCAGGUGUUCUUGGACGACUGGAAUGGGAAGGCUUCUUUAGAACCACACUCACUAAUCCUGACCCAAUGGGAAAACAGGGUCGAGUCCUGCAUCCUUCGGAACAUCGAAUAGUUAGUGUGCGUGAAUGUGCUCGUUCCCAAGGCUUUCUCGAUUCCUAUCGCUUUAUUGGUAGCAUUUCCGACAAACAUAGGCAGAUAGGUAAUGCGGUUCCUCCGCCUAUGGCGAAAGCUAUAGGAUUGGAAAUCAAGAAAUGUUUAUAGAACUAUAACACCUGUCAGGAAAACUCGUGAUAUUGGUACCUGCACGUCGGCAAUUUAUCGCUCAUAUAAAAUUUUAUACCUACAUACAUGGCAUACACUUCGUGCUGUAUCAUUUUACCGAUGUAAAUUUACAAAAUCAGCUUUG